Cuscuta epithymum is the source of this 1858-nucleotide messenger RNA. The record is from the annotation of a GenBank genome assembly. Lineage: Eukaryota; Viridiplantae; Streptophyta; Magnoliopsida; Solanales; Convolvulaceae.
AUAGUAAGAUAGUGGGUCUCAAUUCCUUUUAUUUUUCAGCAGGUUUGGAAUUUGGAUACUUUUAAAGUCUAUCAAUUUUAAAUAAAUUAUAAAAAUCAAUGCUUCUAAAAUAAAUUGCAAACAGAAAUCUCUCGUAGCCAAAUAUAAUCUUCUUUUUGCAUCAACCGAGGACUCCAUCUGCGGCAGACAUCAAUUGUGACGGCAGAGACUGCACCAGUGACGGAGAUCGGGGACCGGCGGCGACUCCAUCUACGGCAGACAGCAAUUGCGACGGCAGGGACUACAACAGCGUCGGCGAUCGGCGGCGACUCACAGCUGCUUCAGAGAAUCAAAGGCGAAGUUUGAAGUUUUAGCAAAAUAUAAUAAACGUUUGAGCAAUAGUGCUGGACUUUAGUGACCGGCAGAGACUGGAAGAAGCUGUGAGACUAUCGAUGGGAGAUUAUUUUUAGUUCUCAAGGAGCUUCAGGAGCCCUUUGUGCAGAGAGAAUUCACUGCAGUGAUGCAGUCCACUUUCUAGCCACCGUUGCUCUCUGCCGUAGGUCACCGCUCCUCUGUUGCAGCCUCGCAGAGUGACUGCAUUGCAGAAGAGUUCAAAUGAAUCCAUUGACAUUAGUAAAGCGUAUCCAGAACAUAAAUGCUAAGGAAGCUGCAUUGGGUUUAUCUGAAGAUGCUUCGUGGCAUGUCAAGUACAAAGAGUCCGCUUAUGUAUUUGUUGGUGGGGUUCCCUUCGACCUCACCGAAGGCGACCUCCUAGCUGUUUUUGCUCAAUAUGGUGAGAUUGUUGAUGUGAAUCUUGUUAGAGAUAAGGGAACAGGAAAGUCUAAAGGCUUUGCUUUCGUUGCAUAUGAGGAUCAGAGAAGUACAAAUCUUGCUGUAGAUAAUCUGAACGGUGCCCAAAUUCUUGGGCGGACUAUAAGAGUGGAUCAUGCUAGCAAUUAUAAGAAGAAAGAGGAAGAGGAUGAGGAGACAGCGAGGAAGAAAAGAGAAGAAAGAGGUGUAUGUCGUGCCUUUCAAAAGGGUGAAUGCACUAGGGGAGAUGGAUGCAAAUUUUCCCAUGAUGAGCAAAGAGCUUCAAACACAGGCUGGGGCCAUGAAGAAGAUAGAACUUCAAAAUGGGGACAUCAAGAAGAUAGGCCUUCAACGCGGGGACGUGAGGAAGAUAGACGUUCAAAAUGGAGCAAUCAUGAAAACGCGGGAAAACACAUAGUUGUGCAGAACUAUGAGCGUAAAAAGAUGGGUUCAGUAGAUAGGCACAGUAGAGGUCUUGAGAAGAUGCAAUCAAGACACAAAGAACACGCGACUGAUAACAGGGGAGAUGACUAUGAUGAACCUAAGUCACCACGAGGUCGUGAUAGUAGGAUGCAUGAAAAAGCAAGGAGGCAUGAUCAUGAUUCAAGAUCAAGGAAACAUGACAAUGAUCGAAGUUCAAGGGAAGAUGAUAACGGCGAUAGGAGAGAGAGAGCAAGAAGACGUGAUUAUAUAUGAUUCUGGAAGACAGUCAUUUAGGUGCUUGCUACAUAUUAUGAGACUGGAGAUAAAACAUCUCUCUUUUCACGGUGUGAAGUGAUGAGUGACCCACUGUCGCAUCUCUCCUUGUUUUUCUAUUAGAUAAAACUUAUGCCAGCCUUCUUUUCGACCAUCGUUUCUGGAUACCGUCUCUGCUCUUGAAGAAGUUCAGUAUGAAUCUGCAAUCUUGUCCAAUCAUGAUAGGGGCAGCAACUUGUAUGACUGACUUUUUAAUGUAAUUGUUUGACUGCCACCUACUGACCAAUGAAUGAAAUGGCUAACGACUCACAUCUUGAAUUCACAUUUUCGCAUGUAUGACACUCCCUGUUUUACCUAAACCUCAUAUAUCUUC